This is a messenger RNA of Epinephelus moara (kelp grouper), 6416 nucleotides long. RefSeq names its product serine/threonine kinase 24a (STE20 homolog, yeast) (gene stk24a). The record is from RefSeq and is a predicted model, not a curated record. Bases 477 to 1778 code for a protein of 433 amino acids. Lineage: Eukaryota; Metazoa; Chordata; Actinopteri; Perciformes; Serranidae. The transcript has 11 exons. Gene Ontology annotation, molecular function: protein kinase activity; ATP binding. Gene Ontology annotation, biological process: protein phosphorylation.
AUUAAGCAAGAUGGCGCUGGGCGACAGAGAAAAGUGAUGAGAGAAUAGAACAACAAGCGAUACAACUAAAUAACAGUGAGCAUUUAUUUACCCUGUGCGACUGUUUUAAAACCGGACCGCUAUCUUAUCACCUGGAAGCUGCCAGGCACCUACGGAGAGGCCGCACCGGGCUACGGAGAUAUAAUUAAUCAGCCAACUGUUUGCUAACUAGCGGCUAAAGUAGCUAGCAUAGCUAACGUUCGCUAACUGCGGAAGGCGAGUGAGGAGAAGGCUGGCAGGCGGCUCGAAGUAACGUUACAAACCGACAAGUCGAGCAGCUGAUUUAAAAACAAGCAACCUGUCCGUGUGAUACAUCAACUACCAGUACAGAGUUUGUGGCACGGACCGGGUCAUCCUAACCAGGGGUCGGCGAGGAAACACCUCUGAUAAGGAAGGCAGAAAAAGACGAGAGGCGUCAUCUUUGCUGAUCUGACGCCAUGGCUCAUUCCCCUAUUCAGAGCGGACUGCCGGGGAUCCAGAACUUCAGAGCUGAUCCAGAGGAGUAUUUUACCAAGCUGGACAGAAUAGGCAAAGGCUCUUUUGGUGAAGUUUUUAAAGGCAUCGACUGUCGGACUCAGAAAGUUGUGGCCAUUAAAAUUAUUGAUCUGGAAGAAGCGGAGGAUGAAAUAGAGGACAUUCAACAGGAGAUCACAGUCCUCAGCCAGUGUGACAGUCCCUUCAUCACCAAGUAUUAUGGAUCAUACCUAAAGGGUACAAAACUAUGGAUUAUUAUGGAAUAUCUGGGUGGAGGAUCAGCCCUGGAUUUGUUGGAACCAGGCUCCCUGGAUGAAACGCAGAUUGCCACAAUUCUGAGAGAGAUCCUAAAAGGGCUGGAGUAUCUGCACUCUGAGAAGAAAAUCCACAGAGAUAUCAAAGCUGCCAACGUGCUGCUGUCAGAACAAGGCGACGUGAAGCUGGCAGACUUCGGAGUGGCAGGCCAGCUGACGGACACUCAGAUAAAAAGGAACACGUUUGUUGGUACUCCUUUCUGGAUGGCACCUGAAGUCAUAAAGCAAUCAGCCUACGAUUCAAAGGCAGACAUCUGGUCAUUAGGAAUAACAGCAAUAGAACUGGCUAAAGGAGAGCCGCCGCACUCUGAGCUUCAUCCCAUGAAGGUCUUAUUCCUCAUCCCAAAGAACAAUCCACCAACACUGGAAGGAAACUACAGCAAACCACUUAAAGAAUUUGUUGAAGCCUGUUUAAAUAAGGAGCCCAGCUUUAGGCCAACUGCCAAAGAGCUGUUAAAACAUAAGUAUAUUGUAAGGCAUGCCAAAAAGACGUCCUAUCUGACAGAGCUGAUUGACAGAUACAAGAAGUGGAAGUUACAGCAGUCUCGGGAUGGAUCCAGCUCGGAUGAAUCUGAUGAGGAGCCAAACGGCCAGGCUUCUGGUGGAGAUGACGCUGCCAAUGAUGACUGGAUCUUCAACACCAUCAGAGAGAAGGACCUGAAAAACUUUCAGAACGGGGCAGCACAGCCUGCUGAGCUCGAAAGGACACAGGUGCAGGAGAGUCCAAAGAGGCCUUUGUCACAAAGCUUAUCAACAAUCUUUUCUCCAUUGUUUUCUGAGCUGAAAGAAAAGGGUGAGACGAGUAAUGGCAAGCCGGAGGCUGCAGAGGAGCUGCGGGAGGCCAUUUUCCUGGCAGAGGAAACACACCCAGGGAUCUGUGACUCCCUGGUAGCUGAACUAGUGCAGAGACUUCAGAGGUUUUCUGUGCCACAGGCAGCUGCCAGUCACUGAGAGGAGCUACAUCCAGCUCUGCUCUAAUUUUCCACCCUGGUGGCAGCAGUCAGAUCUUUUCCUCUGACCUCCACAGCCGGGAUGAAGUCUCCCAGGAAGGUCUCCAUCACUCAUUUGCCUGAAGCAAAUCCUGGCCUACUUAAUGUCUGUUUAUACGCUAGAACACCACCAGAGGGUCCUAUUUAGGACAGUCAGUGGCCAGCCACUCAGCUGCCACCAUGACUGCCACCUGCUGUAAGAUGUCCCUUCUCAAUACCUCCUUCACAACUGUUUUUUAUUUUAAUGGUGGAGUCAGCUAUCUUCUUUCUUCAAGGACUCUUUGAGUUAUUGGUUUUGGUGAGUUUGUGGCUUUUUCACAAAGGUUUACACUCAGCAUCCUUUUUUGGAGAAAGUACCUUGCUUAAUAAAUUGUGUGCAUGUGCGUGUGGCUGUGCGAGAUAUCCUGUGAAAUGUGCAGUGAAGAAGAGUGACGAGUGGGUUGAAGCAUUUUAUUGAAAACUCAGGUAUCCUGCUUUAAGUGGAUUGGGUCCUCUGGGAGACGGAGAGAGCUCUUUAGGGUGGUUGUACAGCCUUGUAAAUAAGCUAAUUUCUACAGAUUCAUGAAAAAAUAAUGGAGCGUUUGUAAUGGAACCACUGUGUACAAAUGGCCAAAUGCAAACUGUAGAUAAUGGUUGUGAGGUAAAUAUUUUGAGAGACUAAAAUGGCCAUACAUGAGAUUGCCUUGCCUUUCUACUUGUUCUUUUGUAUAUCAGUCUUUGAUUUCUCCAGUUGUAAAACUUUUUAAGUACUCAUCCAGUGAAUGAAAAUGGCUGCCCUCUAUCAUGUUUUACUAGUGAUUUAUUAUAUAUUUCUUAAUGCUCUUUAAAGUUUUGGUUUCAUUCUCUAUGCUGCGGCUGUAAUAUUGUCGGAGAAUGUAAAAAACAAAAGGCUGGAUCGAUGAAGCCCCCGCCAGUUUUUAACACUGGAUGCUCUGUUGCCAGCCCCGAUUCCACAAGGCCUCGAGAUGUGUUGGUUUGUUGGACUUUGCCUCAUCCUUUCUUUUCUUUUCUUUUUUUUUUGCUGUGUGUUUUUGACUCGUUAGAUAAACUGAGGUUUCGUCCAUUCAUUCCAUUAACAGGGCAGUGCCAUCAUCUAGUUUAUAAAAUCAGCAGACUCUGUUAGUCUUCCUAGGAGCUGCAGUGGUACUAUCUAUCUCCUCAGCGUACCUACAGCUUUAAUUGCACUUCAAGUAUAAAUGCCUUUUGACUAUAAACAAAGUAGCCAUAAAACAGUAGCACGAGACUUACAGUAUUUUGCAGGUAUGCUAUCUGGGACAAAAAGAAAAGUCCGCCUGAAGUCUCACAGCUUGGACUCUGGAGUUGGUCAUGCAGUGUAUUAUUUGCCUGGCUGUAUCUUUCCAUUCGGACUUGUGAGAGGUUUUUUCAGUUGUACAGUAAAUGCAUAUAGACAAAGACUUCUCACAUAGUAGAUAACACUGCUCUCAGAUGUACAUAUUAACAUAAAGCUAGGAGGUGUUCAGAGACCAGUGGCACUGCUACUACUUCUGACUGUAGUUUUAAAAGGAAUGUGCAUGACAGUAUAACAGUAUGAGCCUGUUGGUUGGCCUGAGCGGUAUGCGUUGUAGCACACUGCUGCAGGACUGGAGGAAUGUUGAGUCCUGAACAGAGUUGAAUCAGCCUUAGAGUAUUUGUGAUGAAUGGGAUGAAUAGUAUCAGCUUUAAAAUGUUAGAUCCAAUGCUUUUGUUGUGAUUUCUUCUUCUUUCCCCCCUCUGGCAUUAAAAUGCAUAUGCAGCAAUACUUUUAAAAGACAAAUGAUAAAAGAUCAAAGAUAUUUCUUUCAUUCCUUGCCAGUAUGAUGCAUGCAUGAACAAAUGGACUCAUUUUUCUUCUCAGAUGAGAGGGAUUUUCAUCAUUCUUACAGAGUCAGAUGAUAUAAUAUAUUUGCCACGGUACACAUUAAACAAGUUAAGAGAGAGUUCAGCAUUUGGGGAACAGAUGAUUUGCUUUCUUGGGGAGAGUUGGAUCAGAAGAUCAGUCUUCUCUCAUAUUUCUCCAUUAAAUAUAUGGCUAAGCCAUAGACUGUAUAUAAAGCUGGACGACACGUCUUGUCAUCUUGUGCUGGUGACAUCAUUUGGAGCCAGAAUCUGUGCAGUAGCGAUCUCCAUUCUGUCGAGUUCCUGCCCAUACACCCAUCUGAGCAAUUGUGGACAACACCACUAAUUGCGAGCACACCGUCGAUGGGCUAAGUAAUUAGCUUAGCACAAAGACUGGAAAUGGGGGAAACAGCUAGCCUGGCUCUGUCCAGAGGUAACUAAAGUUGCCUACCAGCACCUCCAGAGUUUACUAAUAAACAUGUCGUUAGUUUAAUUUUUACGAAUAACUGAAGUGUAAAACGACAGUUAGGACCAUUUCUUGGCUUGGAACAGUAACUUCCUGAAGUGUCUGCUGGUUAUCUAGCAACAGAAAAUAAAUGCCAGUUGCGUUGCUAGCUGAACAAUAAUUUAAUUUCCUGUGAAGACGAGCUGUAUCCAUCAUCUUGUAUAACUCUCUUCAAGAAAGCGAAUUUCCCAUAAUGUCAAACUUUUCUUUUAGCCCAUUUAAACAGAACAUUUCCUCCUAAUUUUUUCUUUAAAGACACUAUUGUUUUCCCUUCUGCUUGGCAGUCGGAAGACACAGUUCAAUGGGUAAAAUUCAAUAUUCUGUUUAAAUGAGUAGAAAUUUGUUUACCAAAUCAAGUAAAGGUACAAGGCUCAAUGAUUUCCAUUUGCACAGUUUUCCUUUGUGUUCUUUCUGCUCUUCUGUGAAAAAUGACUCUCCAUUUAAACUUCUCAUGUGAAAUGUGCCAUGUAAGCCCUCCAUCCCAAAAUCUCAAACAGACAAAUUCAAUACAGUUUGCACCUUCUACAUGGUCUUUUAUGACUCUUUACCUUUUUAUGUGUUGCACUCUGCAGAUUCUUUUUAAAAUGGUACUUAAAGGGACAGUUUAUCCCCAAAUUAAAAAUGUAUGGGUUUUUUUUGGUUUGUUGUUUUUUACCAGAGGGUUGUACUAUGAAGCAAGUUCAACAGAGCCAGGCUCUCUUUGCCUGAGCUGUCUUAACAAACCCUAAAGCCUCAUUGAAUUUUAUCUAUGAUAAAUACAAAUAGACUAAUCUAUAAACUGCAGUGUAAAAGAGACUUCAGGAAAUCAGGACCAGUCAUAAAAACUUCGUCGAAAGUGGUUUCAUGAAAUGACACUGCUUGUCAUAUAUAAGUAAAUGUCAUCCUAAGAAAUAAUAUAGUGAACUAUUAAUGUAUGCUACCUGUGAUUUUGUAUUUGCGACACAUACAAUAAGCUCCACUGUAGUUGCACAGCUUUGUUGGGUGGCAUUUGUAACAUUUAACUCAACAAGUUGGUUAAAGUGCAUUUGUAAUGUGUUCAUUUAGCUGAGAAUCUGCAUUGCUCGUUAGGGCCUGGCCGAUACGGACUUUUUGGGGCAGAUGCCGAUUCCAAUAUUAUGGAAUAAAAAAAUCCGAUAACCGAUAUAUCGGCCGAUUAAAUUUUUAUGUUUUUCAAUUUAAAAACCCCCGAAAUACCUGCUUUUGAUGGCUUAAAUAUAGUUUAAACGCUGGUUACAAAGAUAUAAAUUGAAGGAGAUAUAAAUAUAAGUGUUAACAUCUAUGGCUAUAUAUGGCUAUAAUCGGCCGAUUAAAUCGAUGGGCCGAUAAAUCGGUCGGGCCCUAUUGCUCAUAUUGAAUAUUUACAUGUGAUGCAACUCAAAACAGUAGAGAAAGGCGCUUUUAGCUGAUUUCAAACCGAAACUCGAGAUUAGAUUUGCAGCAUAAGUUACCGUAGAAAUCUGGCCAGGUAAAAAGAAAGCCACCUUCGUAGGACGGAAAACCCUGGCUUUAGAUUCAACAUACCUCGCUAACCCACUGAUGAUAUUGCUUCAUUUGUCAGUUCAGAUUGUUUUGGUGCGAGUUGCCGAGUAUUGGAGAUAUCGGCCGUAGAGAUGUCUGCUUCCUGUCUGAUAUAAUGGAACUAGAUGGCACUUGGCUUGAGGUGCUCAAAGCGCCAUAAGGAUACAUUUGAGAAACUCAACAGGAAUGUCUUUUUACAGAAACCAUGACCUGGUUACUCAAGAUAAUCCACAGAUUUUGUGGUGAGCAGUUUUAUGUAGGAACUUUUUUCUUUCUACAGAACUACACCCACCAACUACAUCACUGUGAAGAAGGAAGCGUGCAUUGGCUCAUGAAUGAGAGUCGACAUGUAAACAUUAAUGCCGUCUUCCUCGGUUGAGCUGUAACGUUAGCUAGCUCGGUGUUGCUAGGUAAGCUAGCAGUAGAUGCACAAAUCCUUCUGCAUGGUGAUACGAUUGCCGAUUGUAGUUCAGUAGAAAGAAAAUAAUUCCGACAUGAAACUGCUCACAACAAGGUCUGUGGAUUAUCUUGAGUAACCAGGUCAUGAUUUCUGUAAAGAGACAUUGCUGUUGAUUUUUUUAAAUGCUUUUUCCCCUCUCUCACUAUCUUGAUUAAUAAAAGGCACUACAGGUAGACUAAGAGGAAAAACAUGUAUUUUGAUUUUGAGGUGAACUGUCCCUUUAAAAAAAAAAAAAAGGCUACAAUAUAAUGUCACAAUAACACCAGUUUGAUUUUCUUUUU